Caenorhabditis remanei is the source of this 1131-nucleotide messenger RNA. RefSeq lists its product as uncharacterized. The record is from RefSeq and is a predicted model, not a curated record. Lineage: Eukaryota; Metazoa; Nematoda; Chromadorea; Rhabditida; Rhabditidae. The transcript is spliced from 7 exons. Bases 1 to 1131 code for a protein of 376 amino acids. Gene Ontology annotation, molecular function: microtubule binding. Gene Ontology annotation, cellular component: cytoplasm; mitotic spindle pole; spindle microtubule.
AUGAGCACGUCCACAUCACCCAUCUGGAAGUAUGUGGGAAUCACUGCCACCGGCGCCGCCGCGCUCACCAUUUUUUUGAAUUACGCGAGAAGACAGGAUAAUAAGAAUAUUAUCGAAGUGGAGAGACUUCAGAUGAUGGUUGACGUCUUGGGCGCGAAGAUAGAUGAUGUUGAAAGAUUGCUGAAAGCCAUGAAUGAGGAGAUCAGAAGUCAUAGAGGACCCAGAUUGAAGACGUCGAGUAGUAAUGGAGCGUUGAAGACUGUCUCGUUUAAAUUGGAAGCCAGCUCCACUCGCCCCGCCCCCAGCACCUCCACUAAUCGAAUGUCAAGAACUCGAAGUUGGACAUCAAUCACUUCAGACUCUGAAUAUGGAGAUGCCGAAGAAGAUUGGUACACGGACGAUCGCUCGUACGGUGACACGAAACCGGUCGACAGUCAGACUCAAUCAUCAAUCAUGUCAUUCGAAGAGCUGGACAAACUUUUCGGCACCGAUCGUGUCCAAGAGGGAUACGACGAGUUGAAGAAGCGCUACGACGCCGGCGAGAAGUCUAUCGAUAUCCUCUGGCGUCUUGCGAAAUUCUGCAACGAAAUCGGAAAUCGUGUCGAGAAGAACAAGAGAAAGGAUAUCAUCCUCGAGGGAAAGAAGUACGCUGUCGAGGCGUGGAAUCUCGAUUCGAACAACUUUUUGGCGGCAAGAUGGGCUGCUUUGAUGUCUGGGAAGUCUGCAGAGUUCCUCGGAACCAAGGAGAAAAUUGAGGAGGGAAAGCAUUGCAAGGAAUACCUCGACCGUGCCAUCUCCAUCCAGCCAAAAGAGGACGCUCUCCUCCAUCUCCGUGGUCGUUGGGCGCUCUCUGUCGCCAAUCUCUCUUGGUUGGAACGCAAAGCCGCUUCGUUCCUCUACUCGGAGCCACCAACUGCCACAGUCGACGAGGCCAUCGCUGACUUCAAAGCGGCUUUCGACAUCAACUCUCUUUGGAUCGAGAAUACUGUGUACCUGGGAAAAGCUUACUAUGAGAAGGGAGACAAGGCCGCUGCCAAGCCGUACUUCGAGCAGGCACUCAGACACACCGCUGCCAACGAUAAUGAGAAGGAGUUGCUCGCCGAAGCCAAGACUUUGUUUGGAAAAUGUUAA